Xenopus laevis (African clawed frog) is the source of this 3116-nucleotide messenger RNA. RefSeq names its product epsin 3 S homeolog (gene epn3.S). Gene Ontology annotation, molecular function: clathrin binding; phospholipid binding. Bases 563 to 2368 code for a protein of 601 amino acids. Gene Ontology annotation, biological process: endocytosis. Gene Ontology annotation, cellular component: clathrin vesicle coat; endosome; plasma membrane. The record is from RefSeq and is a predicted model, not a curated record. The transcript is spliced from 10 exons. NCBI's taxonomy places the organism in Eukaryota, Metazoa, Chordata, Amphibia, Anura, Pipidae.
UCUGUCCUGUCUAACAGGCUGUGCAACUUAAUGACAGAACGAAACACAGAGGCCAGGAAAGUGAAUGACAGAAAGGCAUGGAGACUGACAGGGACACGGUUGCAGGGACAGCCUGAAAAAACACCAUAAGGACAAGGACAAUUAAAGAAGCGGUGCGGGCACAGCCAGACUGGCAGCAACAAGGCAAGACUGGCAGACAAGACAGUAACAUCCAGAGAACUGGGCUCCUGUUUCUAUAUCUAAACUGCAAUUUCAACUCAUCCGCACUUACAGGUGUAGAGCUAAUCCAUCUCCUAUACAGGCCUGUUACGUUCCUAUGUGCACAUUCAGUAUAUGUACCAAUAGCCCAUAUUUGGUUACUCAGAACGAUACAGACGUAUCUGAACAUGAAAUUGCGUGGCUGAGUCACAUAGAUUUAUUAAACAGCUGCUCCCUGCGGUGAACAAGAACACGGAAGAGGAACUGUUCUGUAUAUUUAUAGUGAUAAAGAAUUUUGGCAAGGGUUCGUGUAUAGAUCCAAAAUAUUUUGUUCUGCAUUCCUAACACUAUCAGAAAAAAAAUUAUGGCCACAUCAUCUAUACGUCGUCAAGUAAAGAACAUUGUACAUAAUUACUCGGAAGCAGAAGUCAAGGUGCGAGAAGCUACUUCCAAUGACCCAUGGGGUCCAUCUACAUCCCUCAUGUCUGAGAUAUCUCUUAUGACACACCACGCGGAAGCUUUCCCCGAGGUAAUGAUUAUGAUUUGGAAGAGGCUUAAUGACAGUGGGAAGAACUGGCGCCAUGUGUACAAAGCUCUCACCCUCCUGGAUUAUCUUAUUAAGAAUGGGUCGAAGAGGGUGGUAGAUGAGUGCAAUGAGACUAUCCACUCUGUACAGACACUGAAGGACUUUCAGUUUAUGGAUCGCGAUGGAAAGGAUCAAGGCAUCAAUGUGCGGGAAAAAGCAAAGCAAAUUGUCUCCUUGCUGAAAGAUGAGGAAAGACUGAAACAAGAAAGAAUACAAGCAAAGAACACAAGGAGGAGGAUAUCGCAAGGAUUCAAUGGCAUUAGCAUUCGAAAGACAAGUUUAAGUCAAGACGCUUCAGGCUCGUGUUCAGAGCUCUCUCCAGAGCUAGAGCAAGUCAGACCCCAGAGUAGUGGUGAGGAAGAACUUCAGCUUCAACUUGCACUAGCCAUGAGCCAAGAAGAGGCUGAGAAGAAGAAGGUUCCUCCAGCCCCAAAUGAAGAAGAAGAGCAGCAGCUGCAAACAGCAUUGAACCAGAGUAAAGAAGAAUAUGAAAAGCAAAUGAGGUUGGUUCAAGGUGAGAAAUCGUUGAUUGAGAGGGCUCAUAACCAAUUCAAACCAUCUAAUGAAUAUCACGAGUUGGAAGGAGUCAAGAAACCAUAUAAAUCUGAGACACAUCUUUUGGAUCUGGAUGAUAUAUUUGGCCCUGCACCAUCAUCAUCUACAGACCCCUGGAAUUCUGUACCUUUACCGCCUCCAAAUAAUGGCCUAACAAGAUCAGUUUCAUUCGGGUCUUUAUAUCCAACUUGGGCAACAAGUGGAGUUUCAGCUAGAGAUUCUUCAUCACUUUCUUGGGAUAUGCCUUCUCCUACCACCCAGCUUCGAGAAGAUCAGGCAAGCCAAAGCAUAAUAUUUGGUUCUGAUCCAUCGCCAGGCUUAAAGGAAGCAACGAUUGUUGUAAAGAAUACGCCUUCUGAUCCGUGGGGGGACAAUACUCAAAGCCUUGCUGACAGCACCUUCAAGUCUCCCUUAAUGUCUGAAUCCCCUUUUGAACUAGAUCUCUUUGGAGAAGUUGUCUCAACCACUAAGUCGAACACAGAUAGUCUCAAUUUAAAGCCUCUUGAAGAUUCCCUUGAUGAUGCCAAAGCCAAUCCUCGAUGUCGUACCCCAGAGUCCUUUUUAGAUCAAGCCGCACUGUCCCUUGUCAAUCUGGAUAGUUUGAUUCCUGGCUCAGGAUCUAGUGCCAAGAACAGAAACCCCUUUGCUUCUGGACUCAACACACCAUCACCUAACAACCCAUUCCAACUGGGAGAGCAGAAACUCUCUCUAAACCAGAUUAGAACCACCUCCCCAGAGCCGGGAACAAGCACUCCACUAAUGCCUCAGCAAAAUGUUUCUACAAUGCCAGCCAUCUCUAUGGGGCACAUGCCGAACACCUUAACAGCUUUUUCUACAGGGCCUGGCUUUGUUAUGCCAACUUCCACCCAGCUUCUGAUUCCACUGUAUGGCCCUCCAGCUUCACUGGGAAUGCCUCCCUCACUGAGUGUUCCACUCAAUCAAUUGCCAACUGCACAUCAAGUACCAUUCAGUUUACCACCACCAAUAGUGCCACAAUCUUCCCAGGGUGGGAAUAAUCCUUUCCUGUGAUCUUUUGCAUUGUGUAUGCAUUGCAGGUUCUGGAAUCACUUCUGGGAUGAACCAUUUUGGCUAUACAGACAAUUAUACAAUGAACUUGUGGCCCUUGUUGCAAGGCAGCGGUAACACUUAACAAACUUGUCUAAUCAGUUAAACCGAGAGAGAAUUGUAUUGUUUAUUUUCUUUACAACAUGAACCAGCUUCAUUCACCAAUAAGAUGGACUUUGCUGCCCUUUCUAAUGGGUAAUUAUUAUGAAUCUGGCAGCAAUAAAUGCCUCUGGUCUAUAAAACGUGGGUACACAAUUCCUUACCUGCCUAAUUGCUCCUGGUACCAGGAUUCAUUAACAUUACUGCUGAGUCAGGUGAAGAAUUACUUAAAUGCCUCCUUCAGCUACACAAUAUACCCUGAAAUUGUCAUGUUAUUCUGGCAAUUAGCACGUCUCAUUUACACUGCAAUUAGAUAAGGUGGAUGCCUUCAGAAGAGGGUUUUAAAGAAACAUGUUGAAGUGGAUUAUUUUGUGUUAUGUUCUAUUUUGGUCUAGCACUGAGUUCUUUCACCAUCAGAGACAGAGGGAGGGGGUUACAGGUGGUAUACAGUAUGUGGUACAAUGAACAAACCUAGGCCUUAUUAUUAUAUAAUAUAUAUAGAAUUGCAGUUUCUGUGUAAGAUGCAAAGCAAAUACACUACAUAGGUAUCAUAUGGGAAAUCUAAAGAUAUAAAGUAUUAAUUGGAUUAAUAAAAAUAUUGAUUUUGUUUGGA